Hypomesus transpacificus is the source of this 2054-nucleotide messenger RNA. RefSeq names its product ras homolog family member H (gene rhoh). NCBI's taxonomy places the organism in Eukaryota, Metazoa, Chordata, Actinopteri, Osmeriformes, Osmeridae. Gene Ontology annotation, biological process: small GTPase-mediated signal transduction. The transcript has 4 exons. Gene Ontology annotation, molecular function: GTP binding; GTPase activity. The coding region runs from base 698 to 1366 and encodes 222 amino acids. The record is from RefSeq and is a predicted model, not a curated record.
CGCCUCCUCACUUCAGAACACGCCUCCUCACUUCUCUGCUCCAUUACGCCUCCUCACUUGUCUGCUCCAUUACGCCUCCUUACUUCAGACCACGCCUCCUCACUUCAGACCACGCCUCCUCAUUUCAGACCACGCCUCCUUACUUCUCUGCUCCAUUACGCCUCCUCACUUCAGACCACGCCUCCUCAUUUCAGACCACGCCUCCUCACUUCAGACCACGCCUCCUCACUUCUCUGCUCCAUUACGCCUCCUCACUUCACUGAACGCAUGCUUGUACUGAACUCAUGAGAGUGAGAGGGGGAGAGUGAGGAGCCAUCUAACUUCCACUUUUCACAAGCUCACGUGAAGAGCUUCUAAAACACAUUUAUUUAGCCUCUUCCGACCAACAGACAGAAUAAAGAAACCGCUUUGUGUUUGAUUCCCAACUUGUUUUAAUUCCAUAUCAACGGUUGUUUAGCUACUCAGAAAAACGGAGGCUUUUCAGCUGAAGCGGCUUCCGGCCGUUGAGAUCGUCCGGUUGUCUCGGCUGGAACAUGUUUUUUGAAGAAAAAACCCCACAUUUGAACAAACUCCUAAAUGAUUUGGCCCUGAGGAAACGCUGAGGACUGUGACAUGCCCAUUGUUCCUCAUCAUCCUGGUGACCACCUGUGAGGUCGUUGAGCCCUGAGCAAGUCUGUCCUUGACACCAUGGAGACCAAUGGAAACCGAUGUUCUAGAAGAACUACAGCCCCUCCCUCUACGAAAAGUACAACUCCCACACCACUCGGUAACCAUGAAUGGCAGUGCUGAGCCAGGGACCUCAGUGAAGUGUGUCCUGGUGGGCGACAGUGCCGUGGGCAAGACCUGCCUGCUGGUCCGCUUCACCUCCGAGACCUUCCCUGACUCCUACAAGCCCACGGUGUUCGAGAACACUGGUGUGGAGGUGUUCAUGGACGGCGUACAAAUCAGCUUGGGGCUGUGGGACACUGCGGGGAAUGACACCUUCAGGAAUGUCCGGCCCAUGUCCUACCAGCAGGCAGACGUGGUGCUGGUCUGUUACUCUGUGGCCAACCCUGCCUCGCUGGCUAGCGUGAGGAACCGCUGGGUCCCGGAGGUCCGGGGGCAGCUGCCAGGGGUCCCGCUGCUGCUGGUGGCCACGCAGACCGACCAGCGGGAGAUGGGCCCGCACCGCGCCAGCUGUGUCCCCGCCUCCGAGGGCCGGCGUCUGGCGCAGGACCUCCGUGCCAAGGGCUACCUGGAGUGCUCGUCGCUCAGCAACCGAGGCGUGCAGCAGGUGUUUGAGUACGCGGUGCGGACGGCUGUGAACCACGCCAGGAGACGCACUCGGCGACGAGCAUUCAAUUUCAACACCUGCAAGGUGUUCUGACCUUCAACCUGUCACCUCGACCCCUCACCUGGAUGGUCACCAGCGACCAGUUGUCGAGGGGACCAGGGAACACAGCUGUGUGUUUGGUAUGAAGAGUGUGAGAUGGAUUAGACACGAGUUGAGCAAAACACCAAUUCAAUCUUGGUUGUGUGAAAUACAUCAGACUUUACUUCACUGAAAAAUUGUGCCUUUUUGUUGUGGCUUCAGUGUCACUGUCUGAUGAGUUGAAAGAAUCAACACAAAUUUAGAUAACAUUCAUUUCAAUCAAACUUUGUUUCAACCAUCGUAAAGGUUAUAGAUUCUUUAAAUACAAUAUUGGGGAUUAUUGAAGAGAUGAUGAUUCAACCUUGUUUUGUAUGUAUUGUUUCACAGGAAUAUUGAAUAUGAUUUUUUAAAUUAUUUUGAUACAUUCACAGACUCACAAUUGUUUAUUAUUCUAUAUCCUAAAGUUAAAAGCUAAAUAAAUACAUUAGGUAAUUUAUAUUAUAUUGGUUGUGGUAUUGUUUGAAUGUGUUUUAUAUAACAAAUAGAUGGAUGCACCACUAUGGUUGGAUAAAACAAUUGGAGAUUCUAUCAUUUUCGUGAAUGCUUGUGUAACAAAGAACAAAACACAGAGCAAAAAUGUUGAUUCCUUAUUAAUGAAAAAAUAUGUAAUUAAAUAUGUAAUCAAAUAUGUAAUCAAAUGAAU